CUGCCUGAGAACCAACAUUGGACCGAAUCAACACGCCUCCCAAACUGUACCUGGUCUCGUGAGUCAUGCGUAUCGGGUUCAGGCCUGUGUUCUGGUCAUGACAAAAGAUUUGAUGCCAGUUGAUUUCAGUUCUUGCUGAGGGGAAGCGCAGUGAAGUUUGCUGAACUCACAACAUAUCAAGCAUCUGAAAAUGAAGAUCCUCCAAAAAGAUGAACAAAUGACUGCUGAAACUGUUCUGCUGAAACACUUACCCAAGAGUUUUCAGGUCUAUGGCUACAUAUAUGCUUAUAACAGAAACAAACUAAGUAGCAUGCAGUUUGUUGUUGAUACAUGGCCUGAUUUUAAGGUCAUCAUUUGUCGCUCUGACCCACAAAAGAAACAUCCCUCGGACUUGAGGAAAAUGGUGACGUUCUAUUGCCUGGAUGAGAAGAUUUUGAGCAAAAUGUUAUUAGAGGAUAUAAUCGACUGGAGCACUUGUUUGAUAGUUGGAGGCUAUGACAAUUCUCAUACCACCUUGCUGAAAGAGGUUUCAUUGCAGAGACAACUGAGCUACAAAGAUCGGGCAUGUGCACAUCUUCUGUAUUUGCCAGAUAGUAGCCAUCUGGUCAAACCAGCAUUUGACAGUGAGCUUGAGUCAAGGAUUUCAUCUCUUGAUCUCUCCCAUGCUCACCUGGUGAAUCAAACCUGGAAGUUUGGAGGGGAUGAACUGGGCUACAAGAGAAUUGUCAGACAGAUCAGCCACUUCCCUUCAUUCUGUAUCAUCGGCGGUCAGGGUCAGCCUGUAUCAUGGCUGCUUUUAUAUGAAUACAUGGCAAUGGGCAUGUUGUAUACUCUGCCCGAGCACCGACAAAAAGGUUAUGCCACAGUCCUGGUCUACACCAUGGCCCAGAAACUUCUCGCUGAGGGCUACCCAGUGUUCUGCCAUGUAGAAGAAGACAACAUUGUCUCAAACAAGCUUGUUAAAAGCCUGGGCUUGAUUGAGGAUCCCUCUUACAGAGAGAGAUGGGUUGCGUUCAACACCUAAUUUGAAGAUGCAGCUGACACACCGUAUCAGAUAAAUAUUUUAAUUGAAUCGCUUGCCUUAUACAAAACAAAGCUGCCACUUUUAUACUGUUCACAUCUGUUUGACUGCUUUUUGAGGUGGCAUGAGUGAAAUCAGCUGCUCAAAACUUGCUUUGAAAUGGAUGACGUUCCUGAUACAUUUAGCUUACUUUACUUGAUUACAUUUUGCUUUUUCGUAGGCAAAGUAACAACUUCAGCUCUUGAUGUGAAAAUAUUGCUAUAGCAUUUAUGUAGGUAGGAUUUAUAAUUAUUCAUAGACCAAUGUUAAAAGCCUUUACUCUCUAUUAAAAAUUAUUCAUCUGGCCUCUUGUGGCUCACAGAA
Syngnathoides biaculeatus (alligator pipefish) is the source of this 1384-nucleotide messenger RNA. Its product is annotated as glycine N-acyltransferase-like. Gene Ontology annotation, cellular component: mitochondrion. The record is from RefSeq and is a predicted model, not a curated record. The transcript has 6 exons. Gene Ontology annotation, molecular function: glycine N-acyltransferase activity. The coding region runs from base 191 to 1024 and encodes 277 amino acids. Lineage: Eukaryota; Metazoa; Chordata; Actinopteri; Syngnathiformes; Syngnathidae.